UGGCCGCAGCCACUGGUGGCCCGCGCGGCGCGCCCCUCGUCAUCGCCGGCCCCUCGACAGAUCAAUCCCAGUCACCAGGUCCCCGCCGAGAGCCGGCCACGCCAGCCGCGCCCCUCCCACGCCUGCCGCUGCUGCCGCCGCCCGAGGCACGCUAGUCGUCGCCGCGGUGCCCCGCCGUUAGCAGUGCCCUGGUCCCAGCGGUGCAGCCCUCACGCCCCGUCCGCGCCCCUUGUUAAUGCGUGCCGAGCCCCAGGGGCCCCCGGACACGCCUCCCCAGUGGCCGGCCGCCGCCCCAGUGCUGGAGUGAGGGGCGAGCAGACCGUAGCGGCGCCCCGCUAGCCGUGGCGGCGUGAGGGGCCCGAGGAAUGUUCGGGCUAGGCGAGGGCCUGCCGCAGCUGAGGGGCCCCGUCACCAGCCUCAAGGAGGAGCCGCUCUCCUCCACCCGGGCCUGGAUGCAGCCCACCAUGGUCGAGAACACCCACCCCAGCGUGGGUCUCGGCCGCGCCCACUUUGAGAAACAGCCGCCCAGCAAUUUACGCAAAUCCAACUUCUUCCAUUUCGUCAUCGCCCUGUAUGACCGCGCAGGACAGCCCAUUGAGAUAGAGCGCACGGCAUUCCUGGGAUUCAUCGAGAAGGAUCAGGAACCCGAGGGCCAGAAAACUAACAAUGGAAUUCACUACAGACUGCAACUCCUGUAUGCCAACGGCGUCAGGCAGCAGCAGGAUAUUUAUUUAAGGCUCAUUGAUUCCGUGGCUAAACAGGCCAUCGUCUAUGAGGGACAAGACAAGAACCCUGAAAUGUGCCGCGUUCUGCUAACCCACGAAGUUAUGUGCAGUCGAUGUUGUGACAAGAAAAGUUGCGGGAACAGAAAUGAGACGCCCUCAGACCCAGUCAUCAUAGACCGGUUCUUCCUCAAGUUCUUUCUGAAAUGCAACCAGAACUGUCUCAAGAACGCCGGCAACCCACGAGACAUGCGGCGCUUCCAGGUGGUGAUCUCGCAGCAGGUGGACGUGGCGGGGCCGCUGCUCGCUGUGUCCGACAACAUGUUCGUGCACAACAACUCAAAGCACGGCAGGCGGGCCAAGCGUCUAGACCCCACCGAGGGAAUGUUUGGUGAGUGGAGCCUCUAUCCGCCGCUCCCCGCCACGCCCUGCAUCAAGGCUAUCUCCCCCUCCGAGGGCUGGACCACGGGCGGCGCCACGGUCAUCAUCAUCGGCGACAACUUCUUCGACGGCCUGCAGAUCGUCUUUGGCUCCAUGCUCGUCUGGAGUGAGCUGGUGACCUCGCACGCCAUCAGAGUACAGACGCCCCCAAGACACAUCCCCGGCGUGGUGGAGGUCACACUCUCCUAUAAAUCCAAGCAGUUCUGCAAAGGAGCCCCGGGAAGAUUCGUCUAUGUGUCACUGACGGAGCCCACCAUUGACUACGGGUUCCAGCGGCUGCAGAAGCUCAUCCCGCGACACCCCGGCGACCCAGAGAAGCUGCCUAAGGAGAUCAUUCUGAAGCGCGCCGCAGACCUGGCCGAGGCGCUGUACUCCAUGCCACGCAACAACCAACUCGCUCUGCCCGCCCCGCGCUCCCCCGCCAUGAACCAGACCUCCGCCAUGACGGGAUUCAACACCUACACGGGCCAGCUCGCCGUCAGUGUGCAGGACACCGCCAACACACAGUGGGGGGAAGAGGACUACACGCGGGCGCAGGGACACGGGGUGGGCAUAGCCUCGCCCAGGGAAGGAUUCGCCUCCAAUGCCUCCACCCCACACUCCUCCGCCGGCUCCUCCUCCUCCUCCUCUUAUGGUUCCUCCCUCAACGCUGCCGCCGCCGCCGCCGCCGCUGGUUACUCGUCCCCCUCCAACUUAGCUAACAUGACGACCUCGCCCACUCUCUUCAACAGUACUGCAAACGGCGGCGGCGGCGGCGUCGGUGAGGGUCCCCCGGCGCACCACGCGGCGCUGCACGGUCACCACGCGGCGUCCUGGGGCAGCGCAGCGCCUUCCUGCGGGCCGCUCUUCUCUCAGUUCGCCAACAUGAGUUCUAAACAGCGCAGCGCCUUCGCCCCCGUGCUUCCCAGCCUGCCAGCCACCCCGCCUCUCACCCCCGUGGCCGCCUGCCCCGUCCCGCCACCCGCCGCCGCCACCACCGCCGCGGCACCCUGGCACCAGCUGCUGUCCUAGUGAAUGGGCGGGUUCAUGUCCUCCGCGUUCACCUCCAUGGGUCACUUCGCCCUGCCACCGUGCACCUCCCAAUCCUAUGGCGGCGCUCUCAUGCACCAUGCCGCCGCCAAGUGAUAGUGGGCACCCGUGGGCGUCUCGGCGUAUGCUGUCAAUGCCUAUGCUAUGCGCCCACCCCCCCACCCACCGCCCCCGCCCUGCCCACCUCACCCACCCGCCGCUGUGGUGCUGUGAAGUGAUCUGAGACGAUGCGGUGACGGUGAUGGCCGCCUCGACACCCACUCAUCUCAGUUCCUGCCCCCACUAACCCGCCCACCCCGCCCACCCCCCGCCCACCGCAGUGUGAAGUGCGGCUGAGGCAGAGGACAGAAAGACAGACACACACUAGCACUUCGUAUAAUAGUAUCGCGGUGUGUGAAGAUGUAGCGUGUGUGGAGUGUGUGUGCGCAGCGUGUUGUGUGAGGGAAGUGUGAGGAGAGGAGGUGGAGAAACACUUAGUAACACUUUGUUGACGCCGCGGAGUGCUUGUGUCCUUGUUGUGGCCCCGUGUCAAUGAAGGCGAGAUGUAAAUAGCUGUACAUUGGUCCCGCGUCACUGUCAACCAGAAAGGACUGUCAGAGAAGAGAGUGAGAAAGAGAGAGAAGGAGAGGGAGAGAGUAGAAAAGUUAACGACUAAAACAGUGAUGCGCUUUUGUUCUUUUGUUAUAAGUUACUCCGUGGUUACCUAUUAGGACAAGCCAAUGAUAAUUACCUUGUUUGUAGGUGUUGAUGCUGAUGAUGAUGAUGACUGGGUAUUGUUCUCCAGAGUUAUGAAAUCUCAGAAUCAGGUUUGUGACAGAGGGAAAGUUUUAAGACUAUUGAAAGCAGACCCACAAUUCCUUACCAGUUUUUAAAGAGAGUCGUUUUUAGCCUGACACAUUACCAGCGUUUCUCUUCU
Molecule: messenger RNA, 3108 nt
Organism: Portunus trituberculatus (swimming crab)
Lineage: Eukaryota; Metazoa; Arthropoda; Malacostraca; Decapoda; Portunidae
Gene: kn
Product: transcription factor collier-like
Exons: 14
Coding region: 366-2174 (602 amino acids)
Biological process (GO): regulation of transcription by RNA polymerase II
Molecular function (GO): RNA polymerase II cis-regulatory region sequence-specific DNA binding; DNA-binding transcription factor activity, RNA polymerase II-specific
Source: RefSeq, a predicted model, not a curated record